AUGCCAUCAUUCCUGGAAGUGACCACCACGCUGCCAUUCAGCUAUGAAAAUGCUAAGGAGUAUACGAAAAGCGUGGAGCGACCCACCUUCUAUAUCUCUAUAGCGUACAUCGUGGUCAUAUUUACUACCAAAGCCAUAAUGACUAAUUUCAAGCCAUUCCAAUUGACCUCUGCGCUGAAUUUCUGGAACGCAUGGUUGGCGAUAUUCAGCACUAUUGGAAGUCUUGUCACAGGAUAUGGUCUAUUCUAUGAAAUCUUUCAUAGAGGACUUGUGUCUUCCUACACUCACAUUGGCGACUACUUCCAUGGCUACAGUGGGCUAUUGACGUUCCUGUUCGUGAUGAGCAAAGUCCUCGAAUUUGGGGACACAAUUCUUCUGGUUCUGCGCAAGAAGCCUCUUAUUUUCCUGCACUGGUAUCACCAUGUGUUGACUAUGAACUAUGCCAUAAUGUCGUACUCGCACGACAUCGCCUACAAUAGCUGGAUCACCUGGAUGAACUUCACAGUACAUUCGAUUAUGUAUGGAUAUUACAUGCUCCGAUCAAUGGGUGUGAGUGUUCCAGCUUGGGUGGCCAAGAACAUCACGACAAUGCAGAUUCUGCAGUUCGUUAUCACCCAUCUGAUUCUCUUCCACGUUGGAUACCUGGUCAGUCAGGGAGUCGAAGUCGACAGUACACCUAUCGUAUUCUGG
Molecule: messenger RNA, 690 nt
Organism: Ostertagia ostertagi
Lineage: Eukaryota; Metazoa; Nematoda; Chromadorea; Rhabditida; Trichostrongylidae
Source: the annotation of a GenBank genome assembly